Nerophis ophidion (straightnose pipefish) is the source of this 5964-nucleotide messenger RNA. It is a transcript of the gene pde4d, whose product is annotated as phosphodiesterase 4D, cAMP-specific. NCBI's taxonomy places the organism in Eukaryota, Metazoa, Chordata, Actinopteri, Syngnathiformes, Syngnathidae. The record is from RefSeq and is a predicted model, not a curated record. Gene Ontology annotation, cellular component: nucleus; perinuclear region of cytoplasm; cytosol. Bases 784 to 2922 code for a protein of 712 amino acids. Gene Ontology annotation, molecular function: 3',5'-cyclic-AMP phosphodiesterase activity. Gene Ontology annotation, biological process: signal transduction. The transcript is spliced from 15 exons.
GUGAGCCGGCAGAUGGAUUUUAAGCGGGUGGAAUUACUUCUGUCAACACAUCGCCACAAUGCCGCCUUUCUCUCCCCCGGCCCCGCCCCCCGGCGGCCGGGGAGCAUGUGCAGACACGUCGCCGUGAGAGAGAGGAGCGGUGAGGUAAGAGGAUCAAUAGGUUUAACGGGAGUGCAUCGGGAAGACACACCUCUUACACGGGGGUCAGGACAUCCCACACGACCAGGAGGAGGGAAGCAGAGAUGCUUCAUUGUUGUUGUUUUUUUUCUUUCUUUCUUCCAUCCCCACCCCCCUCGGGGCCCCCCAUUUCCUUGACGUGGAGAAAGAGCAGAGGAUGCAGGUUUGCAACAUGCCGGCUAACGUGACUCUUGCCGCCGUCCGUCAGCGGUCAGGGAAGGGAAGGUUCUCCGCAGGAACGAGUCCCUGAGCCGGCUCACCAUGUGGAUGUGGGGGGGUCACUUCCAAACUUUUGCUGGACGAAUCCCGAGGGAAAAGGGAAGAAAGAGCGGCUGCCCCCGGAGCUCGUGGUGUGGGCGGCCGCCUGUGCGAGAGUCCGUACACUGGGAUUAAACCUGCCUUUUUUUUUAGUAUCUUUUGGAUUUUAUGGUGCUUAUUUUUUUAAAGGAUUUUCGUUAUGCACAAAGUUUCCGAGAAACUCUUGAGCAUGAGACAUAACUUGUUAUACCCGGACUUGAUCGUCUCCACUCUGUGGGUGUUUACCUGUAGAUAGUAUAUCACACAGACCCCAAAAAAGCCUCUUAAAACCGGUGACUUGGGCUCAAUAUGAAGCCUGGACUUUGUCCUGGAGUUUCUAGUGACAGGACCAUGAAGCACCUUAGCCACUUUCCUUUCAGAAGACACUCCUGGAUAUGUUUCGACGUAGACAAUGGAACCUCAUCAGGUCGCAGCCCACUGGACCCGAUGGCCAGCCCAGGAUCUGGCCUCAUCCUGCAGGCCAAUUUCGUCCACAGCCAGCGGAGAGAGUCGUUCCUGUAUCGCUCCGACAGCGACUACGACCUCUCGCCCAAAUCUAUGUCCCGAAACUCCUCCAUCGCCAGCGACAUCCAUGGUGACGACAUGAUUGUAACGCCAUUUGCACAGGUCCUUGCCAGCUUAAGAACCGUACGGAACAACUUUGGUGCAUUAACUAACCUGCAGCAAGACAGGGCAUCCAAUAAUAAGAGAUCACCCAUGUGCAACCCACCCCCUAUCACCAAGACCACCUUUACAGAGGAGGCUUACCAGAAACUGGCCACUGAGACCCUGGAGGAGCUGGACUGGUGCCUGGACCAGCUGGAAACGCUGCAGACCAGACACUCGGUCGGCGAGAUGGCAUCCAACAAGUUUAAGAGGAUGCUGAACAGGGAGCUGACUCACCUGUCAGAGAUGAGUCGUUCAGGGAAUCAGGUGUCUGAGUUCAUCUCCAGCACCUUCCUAGACAAGCAACAUGAAGUGGAGAUGCCAACGCCUCAGUCGCAGAAGGACAAGGAGAAGAAGCCCAUGUCUCAGAUCAGCGGCGUGAAGAAGCUGCAGCACUCAUCAAGCCUCACCAACUCCAACAUACCUCGCUUUGGCGUCAAGACGGAGACGGAAGACGAGCUGGGAAAGGAGCUGGAGCACGUGAACAAAUGGGGCCUUAACGUUUUCAAAAUCUCCGAGUUCUGUGGGAAUCGGCCGCUGACAGUCAUGAUGUACACCAUUUUCCAGGAGCGAGACUUGUUAAAAACGUUUAAAAUUCCACUGGACACUUUUAUCACCUACCUGAUGACCUUGGAGGAUCAUUACCACGGCGACGUGGCGUACCACAACAACAUCCACGCUGCUGACGUCACACAGUCCACGCAUGUGCUGCUAUCCACCCCUGCACUGGAGGCCGUGUUCACCGACCUAGAGAUCCUGGCUGCCAUCUUUGCCAGCGCCAUUCACGACGUGGACCACCCGGGAGUGUCCAACCAGUUCCUCAUCAACACCAAUUCCGAACUGGCGCUGAUGUACAACGACGCGUCAGUACUAGAGAACCACCACCUGGCUGUGGGCUUCAAGCUCCUGCAGGAGGAGAACUGUGACAUCUUUCAAAACCUGACCAAAAAACAACGACAAUCACUUCGAAAGAUGGUCAUCGAUAUUGUGUUGGCUACUGAUAUGUCCAAGCACAUGAAUCUGCUGGCUGAUCUCAAAACUAUGGUGGAAACCAAAAAGGUGACCAGCUCGGGGGUCUUGCUGCUGGAUAACUAUUCUGAUCGGAUACAGGUUCUGCAGAACAUGGUGCACUGUGCAGACCUGAGCAACCCCACCAAGCCCCUGCAGCUCUACAGGCAGUGGACCGACCGCAUCAUGGAGGAGUUCUUCAGCCAGGGCGACCGAGAGAGGGAGCGGGGCAUGGAGAUCAGCCCCAUGUGCGACAAACACAACGCCUCGGUGGAAAAGAGCCAGGUCGGCUUCAUCGACUACAUCGUCCACCCCUUGUGGGAGACGUGGGCCGACCUGGUGCACCCGGACGCCCAGGACAUUUUGGACACGCUGGAGGACAACAGGGAGUGGUACCAAAGCACCAUCCCCCAAAGCCCGUCCCCCGCCCUGGACGAACCCGAGGACGGCGGCCGGCACCCGGUGGGGGACAAGUUCCAGUUCGAGCUCACGCUGGAGGAGGACGGCGAGUCCGACACGGAGAAAGACAGCGGCAGCCAGCCGGACGAGGAAGAGGAGGAGGAGGAGGAGGAGGAAGAGGAGAACAGCUGUACGGACUCAAAAACACUCUGCACGCAGGACUCGGAGUCCACGGAGAUUCCCUUGGACGAGCAGGUGGCGCAGGACGAGGAGGUGGCGGAGGAAGGGGACACUUCAUACUCGCAAACUUGUGUGGUGGAGGAGGAGGAGGUGGCGGAGGAACAAGAGGAGGAAGAGAAAAGCCCCGACACAUAGCAGUCCAGAACGGCACCUGAUGAACUCUUCUGCUUAGUAAUGAUCAUCCAUAGAAUAUUCUAUGAGGGGAGGUCCGUGUUCUUUGCUUACCUUCUGAAGCCACGCCCCCUUCUGCUCUGUUCAGACACACCCACCAUAUGUUUCCGUUGGCCAAGAUCAAGCAGGCACACCUUGGCCACGCCUCCUCCGGACUGUGGAGACCUUCUUGGUGACACCCCCACUAAGCCACUCCCCUCACCGGCGGUACUCACCCACUUUUUGUUUUGUACUCAGGUAAAAUUCCUCACCAUUGCUGUGUUUUCCAUAGUCAAUUGGCCAUUUUUUUUUUUCCCACUUUUCUUUUCAACCAAUCACAUUGAGGGAUGGAGCGCGAGGCGGAGCCAGUAGAAACACACGAUAUGGAAGUCUUCCUUGGAAAGCGAUGUUGCUGUAUCAGAUAUUUUAUACACUUAAUUUAGCUUUGGUGUGAAUGAUGAGCUCAUUUCUAGUGUGUUGUUUUGCGCCGAGGGGGGGGCAGCAAACUCAUUAAAGGCGUUGAUAGCAUUUAUACCACUUAAUACGCUCUCACUCGGCUAACAAGGACUUUAUUUUUAUUCUAUCGAGAUGGCCGCUGAGGAGAAAGGAAAGAAGGCGGAGCCUUUACCUUUUUAUUGUUGCCUACAGUUCUUUUUGAACACAUCCUGAGACAAUGCAAUGCUUUCUAGUCCAUACAAAAAGCACUUUGUUUUCAUUAUUAGUGCUCAUAAAAAUGUUUAGUGAUUCUCAGAUACAUAUAUAAAUAUAUAUAUAUAUAUAUAUAUAUAUAUAUAUAUAUAUAUAUAUAUAUAUAUAUAUAUAUAUAUAUAUAUAUAUAUAUAUUCCAAAGGUUUUGACACACCUCAUUCAAUGUGUUUUAUUUAUUUUCAUGACUAUUUACAUUGUAGAUUGUCACUGAAGGCAUCACAACUAUGAAAGGACACAUCUGGGGUUGUGUACUUAACAAAAAAAAAAGGUGAAAUAACUUAAGCAUGUUUUAUAUUCUAGUUUCUUCAAAAUAGCCGCACUUUGCUCCGAUUACUUUUUCCCACACUCUUGGCAUUCUCUCGAUGGGCUUCAAGAGGUAUAAUCAACUGAAAUUGUUUUCACUUCGCAGGUGUCAUAGUUUUAAAGCCUUCAGUGACGACAAUCUGCAAUGUAUAUAGUCAUGAAAAUAAAGAAAAUGCAUUGACUUUUGGCCUGUACUAUAUAUAUAUAUAUAUAUAUAUAUAUACAUAUAUAUAUGUAUAUAUAUAUAUAUAUACAUAUAUAUAUAUAUAUAGAUAUAGAUAGAUAGAUAGUGUAUGUAUAUGUGUGUAUAUAUAUAUAUAUAUAUAUAGUGUGUAUAUAUAUAUAUACACAUUUAUAGAAUGUGUGUAUAUAUGUACAUUAUAUAUAAAUAUAUACACACAUAUAUAUACAUAUAUACACAUGAAUAUGCACAUAUAUAUAUACACACAUAUAUAUAUAUGGUUUUAGGUUUUAAUCAUGAUUAUGUCAUUGCACACUUUGUUAAAGCUGUCUUUGCUUUGGAACGAGACAAUCAGCUGACACAUUGCCUUCUUUUUAUUUAUUCUUUUUCUUUUUUGUAUACAUGCAGCAUGCCAACAAAGUCUCACAAAGUAAUUUUUUGUCACUUAGCUUUUUUGUCUUUUUUUUUUGUUUGAUUGCCAUAUUUUUCCUCAAGAGUGUGUUAUUAAAACAGAAAGGCGGCACAGAAGAGAAAUCACUGUAGCGUCGACAGGCUUGCCAGUUACACCAAACCCAAAUAUUCUGUUUGCCUGUGUGUACUACAAAUAAUAUUACCAAAAAAAAAAAAAAAAGCCCGGAAAAAAACACUUGAAGACUGCACACUGAUUUUUUUUUAUUCUAUUUUAUUUUGUCAUUUCUUUAUUUAAUCUAUCAUGUUUGUGCCAUUUUUAUUUUAUUGUCACGCUCACCCAAUGCCCUUACCUGUAAUACGAUUUUUCCAAUUUUAAUCGCUGUUUACAAACAUAUUUAUUGUUGUGUAUAUACUAUAUUAUUAUUAUUAAUGUUAUUGCUAUCAUAACACCGUUUGUUGUAAAUGGUCGAUUCUUAAUCAUCCCUUUUGGUGAUGGUGUGGCUGUAAAUCACGUACCUCUUGUUGAGAGAAUGUGCUUUCUUUGGUUUUUAGAAGGUUGCUUGUCCUAAAGCAGCUUGGAGGUGGGGGGUUCCAGGGUUACGCCAAAUUCUUUUUCUAAAAGCAAUUGUUCCUUGGCCCAUGGGCUGUGCCUUAAAUUCAACACUUUGUCGCCCUUUGUUUUGUUUAUAUUCGCCUUUUUGUUCAUUCUUCUGCUGCAUUAGUGAUGACCGUCUCACCUCUGUUAUUAAAUUGCCUUUUUUUUUUUUUUUUUUUUUGCUUUUAAAGCCAAAUUGAAGCCCGGGGUGAUGAAAAAAGAGGUACCACUCUGUCCUGUCCUGGCUGCACCAGAACCUCAAGCCAAUAUAGGAAAGCACACAGGCUUAGCGACACACACACACACACACACAAACACACACACACACACACACACACACAUGCAUGUUCAGCCGCUGCUGCAUUAAACUUGGCUGAAACACAGAUUGUGUGUGGCUAAGCCAAACCCCCCUUUUCCCUGGCAAUAGAACAUCCCGGAGACUCUUCUGUUGACACAUAUACUGUAGAUGCUAAACAGCCCUGGACCAACGGGAACAGUGGGUUCAUUUCUUUUCCUCUUUUAGUGUUCUAUUUUUUAACGGUAUGGAAGGAAAAACACAAACUGUAACUUAAAAAAAAAAAAAAGAAAUGGUCUCGAGGACAAUUAUUUUUUUUGGGGUUGUGUCUUUAGAAUGCCAACUUGUCUGUUUUCACAGGACAAAUUAAAAUGUUAUUUUAAUGGAAUCCUUGUUAAUUGCAGUCUAUUGGAUAGCACUGUAGAGCAAACGACUUUAUGUAAAAAAAAAAAAAAGAAGUUAAAAAAAAAAAAGAAUGAAAAAAUGUUUUUAUAUGCAAUGGAUGAAAUAAAAGUAUCAGUUGAUUCUGCUUAA